UGUGCAAAUCGUAGAGAUAAGUCUCAUCGCGUGUUCGAGCGAUAAAAUAGAUAAAAAUUGCGACACAAUUUGACGGAAUUCAGAUUCAGGGUUUAUCUAGACGCGAGAUAAGAAUUUGUAGGACAAUAUGAGUUGAUCGGGUGUCACAUUUCAGAGCGGAACGGCGGAACGACACCGAGAUUAGGUUAGUGCGCGCUAAGUGUCAGCUGAUCAGAUAGCAAGUGACCGGCCCAGUUCCAAAUACGAUCUGCGUAACAGUGCAAUUGUAGCAUAAAUAUACAUAUUCAUUAUGCGUCUUGUAAUUUGCGACACAGUGGACUAUGUUGCAGAAUGGUCUGCAAAAUAUGUUUUGAAGAGAAUCAAUGAUUUCAGUCCCAAUGAGAACAAAUAUUUUGUUUUGGGUCUUCCAACAGGUGGCACACCCUUGGGAAUGUACAAGAAGCUUAUUGAAUAUUAUAAACAAAACAAACUUUCCUUCAAAUAUGUUAAGACCUUUAACAUGGAUGAGUAUGUCGACUUACCAAGAGAUCAUCCGGAAUCUUACCACUAUUACAUGUACAACAACUUUUUUAAACACAUAGAUAUUGAACCAAAAAAUGUGCAUAUAUUAGAUGGAAAUGCAGCCGAUCUUGAGAAAGAGUGCAAUGAUUUCGAAAGAAAAAUCAAAGAGGCCGGUGGAAUAGAAUUGUUUAUUGGAGGCAUUGGUCCAGAUGGUCACAUAGCUUUCAAUGAACCAGGUUCGUCAUUGGCUUCUCGCACAAGAGUGAAAACUCUCGCGCAAGACACUUUGGAAGCUAACGCGAGAUUUUUCGGAAAUGACAUCAAUAAAGUGCCAAAACAAGCUCUAACUGUUGGCGUCGGUACUGUAAUGGAUGCGAAGGAAGUCAUGAUCCUCAUCACUGGAUCUCACAAGGCUUUCGCUCUUUACAAAGCAAUAGAGGAAGGUGUCAAUCACAUGUGGACAGUAUCCGCGUUCCAACAACAUCCUCGCACGCUUAUAAUUUGUGAUGAAGAUGCAACUCUGGAGUUACGUGUGAAAACUGUUAAAUAUUUCAAGGCGCUCAGUGAUGUACAUCGCAAAUUGAUUGAAGAAGAUAGAAAUCCGAUUCCUCGCCGUACAGUGCAAAACGAUUGAAAUGAAUAUAUGUGACAUUUACAGCGAAUUUAUGAAGAAAAAGAAUAAAAACCUUUAGGAUUUCGUCCCCUGAAUGGUCAAGCAAAAAGAACGAUUAUGCAAUAUAUCGUAUAUUUUUCAAUAUUAUGCAAUAUAUUAUAUAUUUUUAAUCGUAUUUUAUAUGUAGAAGUUUGAAUUAUAUAUAUGCACUAUUUUACAACUGCCAUAUGUGGAAUAUAACAGGGAAAUAUAUUUUUUUUAUUCUA
Messenger RNA from Pseudomyrmex gracilis, 1380 nucleotides. RefSeq names its product glucosamine-6-phosphate isomerase (gene Oscillin). Gene Ontology annotation, cellular component: cytoplasm. Bases 290 to 1135 code for a protein of 281 amino acids. NCBI's taxonomy places the organism in Eukaryota, Metazoa, Arthropoda, Insecta, Hymenoptera, Formicidae. The record is from RefSeq and is a predicted model, not a curated record. Gene Ontology annotation, biological process: N-acetylneuraminate catabolic process; D-glucosamine catabolic process; N-acetylglucosamine catabolic process. The transcript is spliced from 6 exons. Gene Ontology annotation, molecular function: identical protein binding; glucosamine-6-phosphate deaminase activity.